Molecule: messenger RNA, 2193 nt
Organism: Petromyzon marinus (sea lamprey)
Lineage: Eukaryota; Metazoa; Chordata; Hyperoartia; Petromyzontiformes; Petromyzontidae
Source: RefSeq, a predicted model, not a curated record
UCUUCCACACUCUCUCUCCCACUCUCUCCCUCUCUCUCUCCACUCUCUCCACUCUCUCUGAUUGGUCAGCGCCCACCGUGUGGAUGUCUUCUGCUCGAUGACGCUGCGCAACUAACGGCCGCUGCAGCAUCAGCAGCAUCACCAUCAUCAUCAGCAGCAGCAUCAGCAGCAUCAUCAGCAGCAUCAUCAGCAUCAGCAUCAGAAGCAUCAUCAUCAGCAGCAGCAUCAGCAGCAGCAGCAUCAGCACGAGACAGACGUCCCGGCCGCCGUCCACCAUGAGGCAGCUCCCCCUGCUCCUGCCCCUCCUGCCCCUCCUGCUCCCCCUGCUCCUCCUGCCUCUGCUGCUCCUGCACGCGCCCGGCGUCGAGGCGAAGCCGGAGACGCGCGCCAUGGGCCCCUCGGCGGCCCGGCCGCGACCGGGGACGGGAGUCGAGCCGCUCAACUCCACCGCCGCUGGCGGGGUCGAGGAGGAGGUGGCCGACGACAAACCCCGCAGGAGGAAGGGGAAGAAGGCGGCUAAGAAGAGCCUCGCGCACUGCCCCUUCCAAGCCAGCCCCAAGGAGCUCGCUAAGUUCGCCUCGGGCAACUCCACAAGCAACAUCCUCAAUCGCAUCCUCUCGCGAUACGACCCUCGCAUCCGCCCCAACUUCAAGAAGUCCCCGGUGAGCGUCAACCUCAACAUCUUCGUCAACAGCUUCGGCUCGGUGCAGGAGACCACCAUGGACUACCGGGUCAACAUCUUCAUCCGCCAGAAGUGGAACGACCCGCGCCUGCGGCUGCCCGCCGACUUCCAGGGCUCGGAGGCGCUGACGGUGGACCCCACCAUGUCGCGCUGCCUCUGGAGGCCCGACCUCUUCUUCGCCAACGAGAAGACGGCCAACUUCCACUCGGUCACCAAGGACAACACCCUCCUCUUCAUCUACCGCAACGGCGACGUGCUGCUCAGCAUGAGACUCUCCAUCACGCUGUCCUGUCCCAUGGACCUGACGCUUUUCCCCAUGGACACGCAGAUGUGCAAGAUGCAGCUGGAGAGCUUCGGCUUCACGACGGAGGACCUCCGCUUCAACUGGGCCCCGGGCGACCCGGUGCAGAUGGACGAGAUGUCGCUGCCGCAGUUCGACAUCAGCAACGACGACAUCCGCUACGGGAACUGCACCAAGUUCUACCCGGGAACCGGCUACUACACGUGUGUGGAGGUGAUCUUCACGCUACGCAGGCAAGUGGGGUUCUACAUCAUGGGGGUCUACGCCCCCACGCUGCUCACCGUGGUGCUGUCCUGGCUCUCGUUCUGGAUCAACCCAGAGGCGAGCGCGGCACGCGUACCCCUGGGCAUCUUGUCGGUGCUGUCGCUGGCGUCGCAGGCGAUGUCGCUGGCUGCCGAGCUCCCCAAGGUGUCCUACGUGAAGGCGCUGGACAUUUGGCUCAUUGCCUGCCUCGUCUUUGGGUUUGCCUCCCUUGUCGAGUUCGCCAUCGUGCAGGUGUUUGUGAACAGCCCCAAGCGCGUGGCCGCCGAGAAGAUCCGCAAGGAGCGGCUGGCCAAGAUCAAGAAGGAACAGAUGGAGGCGCUGGGCCCUCGGCCCACACACGGAGGGGGAGGAGGGGGGGGCGCCCCCCCCCCCCAGCUCGUCGGCGCCCGCCCCCCCGGGCGGUGCCACGGGACCACCGGGGCCCCCCGCGAUUUGCGGGGGGCCCAGCGGGGCCACGGAGGAGCGGGUUUGGUCGGUGUCCACGCGGAGGCUGCGGGGAGGUCCGGCCAACGGGACCCCCACAGCCGACGGGAACUCCGCUCGGGUCAGAGGGAGCAGUGGCAUAUACACUACACUGUACACUACACUGUACACUACACUGCACACCACACUGUAGCCGCCGCCCGCCGCGCCUUCCCGUCGCGCUCCGACCUCCGCGCCCACGACUUCAGCAUCGUGGGCAGCCUCCCGCGGGACUUCGACCUCACCAACUACGACUGCUACGGCAAGCCCGUGGGGGGCGCCCUGGGCCCCGCCGGCGCGGGGGCCGGCGGCAACGCCGCCGCCGGGGGCGCCCCCAAGAAGCCGCCCCCAGCCAAGCCGAUCAUCCCGUCGGAGGCGAAACGCGUGGACCACUACGCGCGGGCUCUCUUCCCGCUCUCGUUCCUCUUCUUCAACGUAGUUUACUGGUCUGUCUACCUGUAGAGAGGGGUGUGGGGGUGUGGGG